AUUUUGUUUCAGUCAUUACCCAGGGACAGGAUACAGAGAUUCCUAUGGGGAGUUUUAAUGGGUCGAUUCAAUUUCAUCUGGAUGACGCCACUUAGCCAAGCAUUAAGAGCUACAGCUCCGGGAAAGCAAACGACACAGAGAGGGGGAGAGAAAGAAAUAACAAGGAGCAAUAAAUCCCUUCUUUCCCAUCCUUCCCUAUAACCCAUUCAGAACACCUCCAGAAAUCAUCUACAUUCACAAAACAGCCAGUUAGCUAAGCCGAACACACUACAACCUUACUCCCUGCCCCCACUGCAGAUCAUAUACCAACACGCCCUAAGCCAUAUAAAUAAUCGCACACUAGCGGUAUCUAUUGCUCCGUAGAGAUACCCUGUGUCUACAACUGCAGUUUCUGCUGCUUCUGUUCAUCUGUCAAAUUGGAGGAGAGUGAGGCCGAGGCGGAGGCGGAGGCGGAGGCGGAGGCAAAAGAGAAGGAGGGGGAGGAGAACAAGACAGAACUAUCUCUGUUUCUGGCUCCACUGCCUGCCAGUGAAGGAGUUUUCAUUCAGACUUUCCGAGGAGAGGUGGAGAAACCUGAAGACUCAGGAGAAGAAAUCCUUUGAGCCAGCUGGGGCAUUAGUCCUUCUGCUUUUCUCAGCAUGGAUAAACCCUUUCCUCAAGGAUUUUUUCAUGUGCCCUGAGGUCCAUGUAACUACAAGGGCUCCUCUUUAUCACCAUAAGUGCCACCCUGACCUAAAACCACUCAGAGCUCCAAAAUCAAGUCAAAAUGGAUGCUGCGGUGACAGAUGAUUUUCAACAAAUUCUGCCUAUUGAACAGCUGCGCUCUACUCAUGCUAGCAAUGACUAUGUGGAAAGGCCUCCAGCCCCCUGUAAACAGGCCCUCUCUAGCCCUUCCCUUAUUGUGCAAACCCACAAGUCUGAUUGGUCUCUGGCUACCAUGCCUACUUCUCUCCCCCGCAGUCUCAGCCAGUGCCAUCAACUGCAGCCCUUGCCUCAGCAUCUGAGCCAAUCUAGCAUUGCCAGCUCAAUGUCCCAUAGCACCACUGCCUCUGAUCAAAGGCUCUUGGGGAGCAUUACACCCUCACCUUCAGGCCAAUCCAUCAUCCGAACACAGCCUGGAGCAGGGCCCCACCCAAAGGCUGAUGGUGCUCUGAAGGGAGAAGGUGAGCAAUCUGCAGGGCACCCCAGCGAGCACCUUUUCAUCUGUGAGGAGUGUGGGCGCUGCAAGUGUGUCCCCUGCACGGCGGCUCGCCCUCUCCCCUCCUGCUGGCUGUGCAACCAGCGUUGCCUUUGCUCUGCUGAGAGCCUCCUUGAUUAUGGCACUUGUCUCUGCUGUGUCAAGGGCCUCUUCUACCACUGCUCCACUGAUGAUGAAGACAACUGUGCCGAUGAGCCCUGCUCUUGUGGGCCUAGUUCUUGCUUUGUCCGCUGGGCAGCCAUGAGCCUCAUCUCCCUCUUCCUACCCUGCCUGUGCUGCUACCUGCCUACCCGUGGAUGCCUCCAUCUGUGCCAACAGGGCUAUGAUAGCCUCCGGCGACCAGGCUGCCGCUGCAAGAGGCACACCAACACUGUGUGCAGAAAGAUCUCUUCUGGUAGUGCACCCUUCCCCAAGGCCCAGGAAAAGUCUGUAUGACCUUCCCGCAAGGCAGAUUCCCAGCUUUUCUCCUUCUAGCCCCCAUCAGUAAAGCAUAGGCCUCAUCUUUGGAGAGGGGGAGGAGUGAAAAACUAGCCAAAGUUAGGGCCUCUCCUCUUUUGUUCAUGCAGUGUCAGGGAAAUGACCAAGUACAUCCUGGUGCAGGAUGCCUUGUUCUUUCUCACAGUAUCUAUCCCACUCCUCUACAGUCUUUUUACACCCCGCCAGUUCAGCCCUUACGGCUGUCAUGGCAAAUUCAGGUGAUACAUAGGUAUGAGGUUUGAACACUGAGGACUGACAGGGCCAGCAACGUGGAGGUUUAGGGGCUCCCCAACAUAAUACCUCUCGAUGCAGGCUCUGAUCGUCACUCUGUUUUCCACCGUGCCUUUGGAAGCUUUCUUCUAAUAUGGUUUUCACAGGUAUAUGUGGAACAGCGUUCAACUUUCCAGGGAAUAUGACCCCUUCUCCCUGUUACUGCCCUUCUCUUCUUUCCUCCUCUCUCCUCUUUAUUCUGUUCUGUUCUGUAUUCGUUUCCCCUUCAUUCUCACCUUCUCUACUUUUACUUUUCCUCUUUCUUCCUCCCUUUCUACUUCUCCCCUCCUUUUCCUUGCCUGUAUUUCUUUUUUUUUUUUUUUUUUUUUUUUGAGACAGAGUUUCUCUCUUGUUACCCAGGCUGGAGUGCAAUGGCGCCAUCUCAGCUCACCGAAACCUCCGCCUCCUGGGUUCAGGCAAUCCUCCCGCCUCAGCCUCCCGAGUAGCUGGGAUUACAGGCACUCGCCACCAUGCCCAGCUAAUUUGUUUUUGUAUUUUUAGUAGAGACGGGGUUUCACCAUGUUGACUGGGAUGGUCUCGAUCUCUUGACCUCGUGAUCCACCCGCCUCGGCCUCCCAAAGUGCUGGAAUUACAGGCUUGAGCCACCGCGCCCAGCCUUCCCUGACUGUAUUUCUAGCUCAUUUCAUCCAUAUUUGUCUCUCUCUGCUUGUCCCUCCUUCUCCAACGUGUCCAAAAGUGCUGUUUUUCCAUAGAUGUUUCCUUAGACACCAAACUUUGCUAUGCUACACUAUUUAUCAAUUUUGAUUAAGGGAAAUGGAUUACUGUAAUGAACUGAUCACUAGCAAUAGUCUGUAUCCCAAUGUGUGUGUGUGUGCUCACAAGCACUCUCACCUGUUUGUGAGCACCUGAGGCAAAGUUAUUUUACAUUUCCAGGUUUCAUUUGUUGUAAUUUUUCUCCCUGUCUCAAUAAUCAACUUAUCAUACUGACAGAGUCCACUAGCAUGCUGAGUAGGAUAGUAAAUCAGGACGCUCAUAACUUUGUAUGUCUGACCCAAGUGCCAAAGGCAGACGUGCUUUAUAGCUAAAUGAAUGAAGCAAAGGAUAUUACAGAGGUAUGUUCUCUCUUAGAAGCUAACUGCCCUGAGACUGCAUGGCUCAGGCCUUAAUAAUGGACAUAAAAGUCAUAAAAUGUUAGAGUUGGAAUUAAUCUUAACUAUUAAUCUAGUUCAAUGCCCCUAUUUUACAGAUGGGAAAAUUGAGGCCCGGAGAUAGGAAGGGACUUGCCCAAGGCCACACACUGAGUUAACAGCAGAAUUGGGACUGGAAUACAGGCCUUCUGACUCCUAGUUCAUUAUUCUUACCCCUGUACCACAGUGACUCAGAGGACUUUUUCCUAGGGCUCUAUUAACAGUGACAGAAAGCCAUUACCAUUCAAUUACUUUUCAGGAACCAUGCCAAGUUAGUGUUGUGGUCUUUCUCCAGUGCAUGGUGGGUAGCUAAUUAACAAUCAGGUGUCGAGGCUGCCCCCAGUGGACAUCACCUUUGGCCCUGUCACCUUGUAGAAGCUCAAGUGUGGAAAAGAAAACCUUAAAGAAGCCCUUACCAAGCUGUAUCUUCGCCAUUGCAUCUAUUCUCUGCUGCACACACUGUGCUUGCUCCUGGCUUUGCCUGCAAUGGCAGCUGCCCGAGAACUAAAAUUUCAGCAACAGUGAAAAACUGAGAUGAAAGAUGUAUAAUUCAGAGAACUGAAUUCUCUCUUAAAAAACAGAGAGCCUGUGCCGUGAACCCCCUUCAAUGGGAAAAAAAGCUGCAGUGGUGACGGCAGGCUCCUAAAGACUGCUGCUAAAAGACACAAGAGUUAUACAGUUCCUUUCUUUAAGUGAAUCCAAAAUUCACUGAGGAAUUCAGAGAUCGAGGGCACUUGCUUGAAAUCAAGGUGCUCCAACGUAGUUUAAGACCUCCAGACACUAACUUUAUAGACCAUCUCUUUUAGAGUGUGCAUGGAUGUGUGUUGCAGGGUGGAGAGGUGGGGAGAAGUGUAUAGUCAUACAUCGAGGAAGAGGCGACAUCCAUGUCCUUUCAUUGGAUACAUAGUACAGAAAUACGUGCCACUCA
Messenger RNA from Callithrix jacchus (white-tufted-ear marmoset), 4021 nucleotides. NCBI's taxonomy places the organism in Eukaryota, Metazoa, Chordata, Mammalia, Primates, Cebidae. The record is from RefSeq and is a predicted model, not a curated record.